GUCAAGAUUUUCAUAAAAAGCUACGUCUAGUACGUCGACCCGGUUUUACUUCCGGUUUGUUCGAGCUUUUGUUCGUGUGCUGCUAGCUGAAAAAUGGCCGCAGACAAGCUUAACGAAGCAAAAUUGUCCACUAUGGAAGAAAAUAAGGAAAAUGCAACGGAAGACGGAAUAGGGCUUGAAAUACUCCAAAUCAUCAAAGAUUCCCAACAACAGCACGGCUUGAGACAUGGGGAUUAUCAAAGAUACAGGGGGUACUGUUCCCGGCGUCUGCGUCGUUUGCGCAAGACUCUGGGUUUCAAGUGUGGCAACAGGCACAAGUUCACAGGGAAAAAAGUGACUGUUGACAUGCUGUCUGACAACAAAUACUCUGACAACAGGUAUCUAUUGCUGGUGCUCAUGGAGGCUGAGAGGGCUUGGAGCUACGCCAUGCAGCUGAAGCAGGAGGCUAACACAGAGCCCCGCAAGCGCUUCCACCUGCUAUCCCGCCUACGGAAGGCUGCUAAGCACGGAGAGAGGCUGGAAAAGCUCUGCGAGAGCCCUCGUGUGGAUGCUAAGACCAAAUUGGAAGCCCAGGCUUACACUUCCUACCUCAGUGGCAUGGUGCGCUUUGAGCUGCAGGAGUGGAAGGCCGCUAUGGAAGCCUUCAACAAAUGCAAGACCAUCUAUGAGAAGCUAGCCAGUGCCUUCACCGAGGAACUGGCGGUGCUGUAUCAUCAGCGCGUGGAGGAGAUCUCACCCAACAUCCGCUACUGUGCUUAUAACAUUGGUGACCAGAACGCCAUGAAUGAGUUGAUGCAGAUGAGGCUGAGUGCCGGAGGCGGUGGAGGCAUGAUGGCUGAGAAGCUAGAGGCACUGAUUACACAGACGAGAGCCAAGCAGGCAGCCACCAUGAGCGAGGUGGAGUGGCGAGGCCGAACCGUGCCGGUCAAGAUUGACAAGGCCCGCAUCUUCCUUUUGGGCCUGGGGGACAACGAGGCAGCCAUAGCCCAGGCAGCCAAUGAGGAGACCAAGGAGCGCCUGUACGAGACCCUUCUAGCUGAGUGCAGAGACACCAUCCAGGCUGUGAGAGAGGAGCUGAAGACUGAAGCGAAGCAGCGAGAGAGAUCUGAUGACGCUGGUGGCAAGGUGUCAAACCUGCAGUUCCUGCACAGCUACCUGACCUACAUCAAGCUGUGGACCGUGGUGAAGAGGAACGAGAGCAUGGCCCACGUGCUCCAGGCCAAGCUCAAGGAGACUCAGCCGGACGAAAACAAGCGGGGCCCUCGCCCGCAGGACCUCAUCCGCCUCUAUGACAUCAUCCUGCAGAGUCUGACUGAGCUGUCCAGCCUGCAGGGUCUGGAGGAGGACCACACUUUUCAGAAAGAGGUGGCCCUCAAGAUGCUGGUCUACAAGGCCUACAGGUGUUUCUUCAUAGCCCAGUCGUAUGUGCUGGUGAAGAAGUGGAGCGAGGCUCUGGUCCUUUAUGAGCGUGUGUUGAAGUAUGCCAAGGAGGUGCAGUCCAAGGCCAAGAGCCUCAAUAACAGCCUCAAGGAUCUGCCUGACGUGCAGGAGCUGAUCACAGAAGUCAAUGCUGAGAAAUAUUCCCUUCAGGCGGCCGCCAUCUUAGACACAGAGGAUACUCCCGAAGCUCCUACUCAACAGAACGUAAGAGACAACACGCCUCUUUGUGAGCGCCUGGAAACCUUUCACCUGGACCCAGCGUUGGUGGGCAAACAGCCAAAUCUUGUCCAGUUCCCCCCCGACUUCCAGCCCAUCCCCUGCAAGCCACUCUUCUUUGACCUGGCGCUCAACCAUGUGGCCUUCCCGCCCCUCGAUGACAAGGUGGAGCAGAAGGGCAAGGGAGGCCUGACCGGUUACAUCAAGGGCAUUUUCGGCUUCGGCAGCUAAAUCCACGACUAGGCUCUACAGAGGCCUCCAGGUGCUCCAGUGACCUCCAUGAUACUGAUAGGCAGACUGCCACCUGAGCUGUGGAAACGACGUUUGACGCCUAAAAAUGGCACCUUUUUCCCCCAUGUAGGGCUCUUCAUGUGGAAUAGGGUGCCAUUUCCCACACUACCAGUCUGACACUUCAGGUUCUAGAGGUUUCCAAGCCUUGUGGUCAUUACCUCACGAAACCCUCUUUCAUCCCCUGGCCUCUCCCAACAACACUUUUGAGGGAAAACCAGCCUGUUUGGCUUGUUUAUUGUUCAUCAUUUUAAAUGUCCCACUCUUAAAAGCGCCUUUUAUGUACCCAGUCUCGAAUCCAGGAUGGAGGUGUCCGAAUGUCGUCAAAAGUUUUUCAUCAAUCACCAUCAAUAAAGAAACAGUGUAAACGCAGGGACCCAGUAUUUCCACAACCAAGCCAUGAUGUCUCAUAACUCCUUUCUGAUAUAAUUUUUGACAGUAUGACCACAAUGUCACACCUGUCUUAAUUGCCUGAACUGUCUGAGUGUUAUGCCUAGAUUAGGACAGAUUCUCAUUUUAGAGAAUAGUCUUAUCCAUCUGCCUGCCUUGUCUUGCACGCCAUUCCGGUACCAAUACAUUUUUGCAUGGAUGGCAGUUGAAGACUUGAUCUUAUUGAUGUACUCGUACAGAUACAAUGACGUUCAGUGGUCAAUGACUUUAUAUGCUGCACUGAAAAGGACAGUAAAAUGUUUGUUUAUAUUCUGUAAUGAAAUUAUUAAAACGUUUUAUGUAAGUUCUGUGUGGCGGAAGACUGAGCGGCCUCGUCCUGACCAUUUAUGGUCAAUAGCGACCUCCGUUUUUCACCUCACCCCCAAAAGGGGCCAGCUUUUACUACUGCUUGGCCAAAAGAACAGUAGUCAGUCUAGAAUUAUAUUUAGUACACGCUAUUCUUGUCAUAUUACAACAGCUUUUAAAGUGAAGGGAUUGGGCAGCCCUGUUGUUUGCCCCUUUCACCUUUCUAUCCCAGUACCAAAGCCAGUGCUUUUAAGUCUUCAGCUGAAUUGAAUGGACCUCAUAUUUGUAUCUGCCUAUAAUAACCCAUAUUCUACACUGAAGAUUUUUCAAUAUACCCAUGAGUUGGAUUCUCUUUAAUUUGUCUUUAAAAUUUAGGUUCAAUAGAUCUUAUACUAAAAUAUAUUUUAUUUCAUUACAUUUUUUGUUUUCCAAAGUUUUCAUGUAUUAAAGUGGGUUAGGCUAAGAUGCAUAUUGGAAUGAUUCUACUCAUUGCCACCCAAAAGGACUAAAAUGUAUUUCUGUAACUAUGCUGGAAACGUUAUGUUCGGUAGAAUGGCAAAAUGAAUAAUGAAAUGAAACAGCGUGAUGUAAUUUGUUUGGGUUUCCACACAUCUAAUUAAAGAUAUGAGACGCAUCUGCACCAAACAUGA
Esox lucius (northern pike) is the source of this 3329-nucleotide messenger RNA. RefSeq names its product signal recognition particle 68 (gene srp68). The coding region runs from base 94 to 1887 and encodes 597 amino acids. Gene Ontology annotation, cellular component: signal recognition particle, endoplasmic reticulum targeting. Gene Ontology annotation, molecular function: 7S RNA binding; signal recognition particle binding; endoplasmic reticulum signal sequence receptor activity. The transcript has 16 exons. Gene Ontology annotation, biological process: SRP-dependent cotranslational protein targeting to membrane. The record is from RefSeq and is a predicted model, not a curated record. NCBI's taxonomy places the organism in Eukaryota, Metazoa, Chordata, Actinopteri, Esociformes, Esocidae.